UACAACAAUCUAAAAGAUGAAUAUGAGUAUGUUAUUAUAGAAAAGUAUAGCUACAAUGCAAAAUUGUACACAGUUAUCCUUACAAUAUUUGCCGCCUGUUGCGCAUCUGGUUUCAUUGUCGUUCAAUUUUGGUCAAGUAUCGUCGGUGUUAUUUUAUCGAGGAACAUAUCUCAAUCUCGUUAUUUACUUAUUACAACGGAAUAUUUUAUUGAUCAAGAAAAACAUUUUUACUUAAUCGUUUUGCACACAAUUGCGGCCUUUUGCAUAGGAUGUACCGCGAUGUUAGCUGUAGGAACGAUGCUUAUAUCAUAUCUUCAACAUACCUGCGGAAUGCUCAGCAUCUCAUGUUAUCGCAUUGAACGCGUAAUGAGAAUCAAUAUAUUACAAAAUAUUACUUUAAAGCAUGAACAUUUGAUAUUUAAAGGAAUAAUACAUGCCAUUGAUAUUCAUCGGCACGCUAUGAAAUUGUCUGAACUGUUGGUAUCGAAAUUUGAGAUAAUGCUGUUCUGCUUAAUAACAGUUGGAGUUAUAUCUUUGAGUUUCAAUCUCUUCCGAAUUUUUCAGAUUAGUACAUCUUAUGAUAACAUCAAUGAAUUUAUGUUUCCUAUUGUAUUCAUAAUAGGAAGUAUUUUAUACAUGUUUAUUUCCAAUUAUAUCGGGCAAAAUGUUAUGGAUCACAAUAAUCACAUAUUCGUUACUAU
Wasmannia auropunctata (little fire ant) is the source of this 701-nucleotide messenger RNA. RefSeq lists its product as uncharacterized. The record is from RefSeq and is a predicted model, not a curated record. The annotation marks the transcript as partial. Gene Ontology annotation, biological process: sensory perception of smell; detection of chemical stimulus involved in sensory perception of smell. Gene Ontology annotation, molecular function: odorant binding; olfactory receptor activity. Gene Ontology annotation, cellular component: plasma membrane. NCBI's taxonomy places the organism in Eukaryota, Metazoa, Arthropoda, Insecta, Hymenoptera, Formicidae. The transcript has 5 exons.